Messenger RNA from Trichoplax adhaerens, 1782 nucleotides. RefSeq lists its product as uncharacterized. The record is from RefSeq and is a predicted model, not a curated record. Gene Ontology annotation, biological process: mRNA splicing, via spliceosome. NCBI's taxonomy places the organism in Eukaryota, Metazoa, Placozoa, Uniplacotomia, Trichoplacea, Trichoplacidae. The coding region runs from base 1 to 1659 and encodes 552 amino acids. Gene Ontology annotation, cellular component: nucleus. The transcript is spliced from 22 exons.
AUGGCUACGGCUAGCGUACAGCAAUGUUUCCUAUCCGAUGGUAUCCGCCUUUCCGUCUAUCCGUCGAACAUUGGUUUCAAACAGCCGCCAGAUCGAGCGGACGAUUGUUUCCAGCUGGAUAUCCUAGUUACAGCCAUGCCGGAAGUUCAAAAUGAACCGUUUUCCAACCCCAUUGCUCCUCCAACCUUUCAUAGGGGUGAAUCGAAGGAGGAAAAGCUGACGAAUGACGACUUUCGUCGUAUGUUGAUGACACCACGUCCAAAAUCCUCCGAAUUCUCCACCAUAAGUAAGAAAGAUGAGAAAGAUACUGCUCAAAUUAAACGUCAUAAAAAAAAGAGCACGACUCAAUUUGCCAAAGAAAAAAGUGAAGAAGAUCAAUGGAAAAAGGAAAUUGCCAAUAAAUAUCGCGAUAGAGCUAAAGAGAGACGCGAUGGGGUAGAUACAGAUUAUCAGAAUGCAGCAUCUCAUACUGAUACGAGAUACAGAACGAUUGGGCCAUUAGGCGAAUCAGGAGAUAGCGCUGCUGAGAGACGUAUAAAGGAAAUUCAGGAAAGUAAAUAUCUUGGUGGUGAUAUGGAACAUACUCACUUGGUGAAAGGUCUCGAUUUUGCAUUACUGCAAAAGGUACGAGAGCAAAUGACUACUGACGAGCGAGAUGAAAUUAUAGAAGAAGAGGACUUGUCAACCCAAAAUAAAGUUAAGCAAGUUGAAACUGAAGAGAUUUCAUUUCGAACAAGAUUAGCCAAAAAUAUUCAUAAUAUUGUUUUUAAAUCUUCGCUACCGCUACGAAACGAGUUCUUUGCUUCUGGAAGAAUGGCUUACGCAGUUGAUUUGAAUGAUGAUGAAGGCGAGAGUGAUAUUCCGACUACAAUUAUUCGAAGUAAAGCUGAUUUCCAAAAUGCUGAGACACAAAGUGAUAUUUCAACCAAUGACAUUGUAAUAAAUAAGUUAACGCAGAUAUUGGCUCACCUAAGGCAAGGUUUACGAAGCAAAAAACUGAAGAAGAAGGAAAGAGCUGGUAAAGAACAUGUUACAGCACAUUCUCAGGAAAGACCUAAAGUGAUAGCACCGGAAGGGAACAUGAGCAUUUUCGAUGACGUUGGAUCGGAUUAUUUACUUGACUUAAAGUCAAAGAAAGACAAGAAAAGUCAUCAAAUGCAACCCGUUAUUCGUACCUUUGAAUUGUGGUCAACUAUUAUUGCCGACGCUAAGAACCGACAACAGCAAAACAUAAAAGCGAAAGCUAAGACGGUUCCAGCGAAGAAAAAUCAAGGUGUUGGUAGUAGCUUAGACUAUUACGCCGAAUGCUAUCCUGGUGCUAUGGAAGUAGAUGAUGCCAUGGCUGAUAGCGAUGAAGAAGCUGACUAUUCGAAAAUGGACAUGGGUAAUAAAAAAGGUCCUGUUGGCCGAUGGGAUUUUGAAAAUGAGGAAGAUUACAACAAGUACAUGGAAAAGCGUGAAGCUCUACCAAAAGCUGCUUUCCAGUUCGGAGUCAAGAUGGCUGACGGAAGAAAAACUAGGCGUCAAGGUGUAAAAGAUGAUAAAUCAAAGUUAGAUCGUGAAUGGCAGCAAAUCUCUAACAUCAUUAAAAAGCGCAAGGAAAUGGGUACCGGAGGUCCCGUAAGUGGAAGUGCUAAGAAAUUGAAGGAAAGCGACUAAAAAGAGUUGUCUGUUACUAUUCCCUUUAUAUCACCUAAAGUUGUCCGAUUUAAGUUAAGUCAUCUUUCCCUAGAUUACUUCGCUGACAAGUAACUAUGGCCUUGUUUAUGCACUUAUGUCAAC